AUGCCGAUUGCAUACAUGUUUGAUGAGGAGGUUGGUCUCUUCCACUAUGGACCUAGACAUCCAAUGAAGCCGUUUAGAAUAGCUGUUACACAUUCUCUCGUGAGAUCGUUCGGCCUUGACAAGAAGAUGACUGUGCUUUGUCCACAGACAUACCCUCUCACGUAUCAUCCAAAAGAGUAUCUCGAAGGUCUUGGCACGAAUGAAACAUCAGACUGUCCAAACUUUAUUGGGCUUCCUAGGUUCUGUGAGCUCUAUGGAAGUGCAUCCAUAAGCUCUGCUAUGGUUCUUUCAGAAGGAGUGUACGAUACAGUGAUCAAUUGGAGCGGUGGAUUGCAUCAUGCUCAUAAAAACAUGCCCAGCGGAUUCUGCCACGUAAAUGAUAUUGUCAUGGCCAUUAUUGAACUGCUCAAGAAGUAUGAGAAGGUGAUGUACAUCGACAUAGACGUUCAUCAUGGUGAUGGAGUUGAGGAGGCAUUUUUAGAAUGCGACCGAGUCUUGAGUCUCUCGCUUCACAAGUAUGGUGAUGGGUUUUUUCCAGAGACUGGGACACUGAUUACUACGUCUCAUAAAGCCGUGAAUGUGCCUCUGCUGUCAGGCAUUGAUGAUGCAAGCUAUAAAUAUGUUUUUGAACCUAUUAUUGAUGCAUGCAUAAAUAAAUUUGUACCAGAUGUGAUUGUGCUGCAAUGCGGUGCAGAUUCACUUGGUGGUGACAGACUAGGAUGUUUUAAUCUGUCGAUAGAAGGACAUGCAUCGUGCGUAAGGUAUGUGAAAUCUCUUGGGAUUCCACUGCUUGUGCUUGGAGGUGGAGGAUACACCUUGACUAAUGUUGCAAGGUGCUGGGCGUAUGAAACAGCAGUGCUGUGUGGUGAGGAUCCGGCUACAGAGAUACCGGAAGACAAUCCAUUCUACACAUACUUUAGUCCCACAUACACGCUUGAUCCAGUACUUAGAAGGAAGUACUUGAACAGGAAUGAUAAGGAGUAUCUGGACACAGUUAUGAGUUUUGUACUUGACAAGGUAAGCAAGUUUUGA
Molecule: messenger RNA, 1032 nt
Organism: Ordospora colligata OC4
Lineage: Eukaryota; Fungi; Microsporidia; Ordosporidae
Product: histone deacetylase
Exons: 1
Coding region: 1-1032 (343 amino acids)
Molecular function (GO): histone deacetylase activity
Source: RefSeq, a predicted model, not a curated record